AUGUCCGCUCGACGGAGAUCAACAAUCCAACCCCCGGUUCUCCGCGUCCCGGUCUCACAUCCGUCAUCACAACACCGAAAUGGCCAAAAGAAAGCCAACGCCGGCCAUCCCACAUGGUCCGAUAUGGAGCAACCCGCGCCUCCACCACCUCAAGCCCCACUGCUAGCGAACCCAGCCACUCUCCGCGCGUCGAGCGAGCUCAUUACCGAACUAACAGGCUGGGCCCCGCUAACCUACGUCGACGACGUGAUCAACGCCGUGAACGACAUUGCAUACAAAGGCAUGGACUCGUUCGGCGAAUGGGUGCAGAACUGCGGGCUGGACGAGGACGAAGCCGAGAAAGGUCUGUCGGCGACCGAGACGCUACUGGAGAACAAUAUAGAUAAACAGUUUGACCGGUUCGAGCUGUUUGCGCUGAAGAAUAUAUUCAAUGUGCCUGCGCACGUGCAGAUUGUGUUGCCGCAUAAUGAGGGGUUGGAUUUUGGGGUUACUGCGGCAGAUGAGGCGAAUGCGGAUAUGGAGAUUGAGGCGCUGAGGAGACAGAUUAAGUCGGCGGAAUAUACGGUUGGGCGACUGAGGGAGGAGGUAAAGGCGACUGAACGGAGGAAUCGGGGGUUAGAGCGCAUGAAGCGGAGUAUUGAGGAGUUGGCGGAGAUUGCGCGGUCGCAUUCAGACUCGAACCUCCCCGAUUCCAUCCCCACCCUCCUCACCACCGUCCGCGAAGCCAGCAGCCUAGCAAGCACCGUCCGCACCGCCUCGGAAACCCUCUCCUUCCGCGACCUCCUCAUCCCCUCGGACCCAUCAGCCGACUCGGACGAAGCCCACGUGCGCGACGCGAUCAUAGCCGCCAUCGAGCGUCGUCGCCAAAAACAGGACGAAAUGGCGGCGAGGACUCCAUCACGACGGAAUGGCGAGUCGUCGAGGAGGAGGAGCUCGAUGGGUGUGCAGGUUAAGACGGGGAAGGAGGGGCUGGAGUGUGCGAUGGAGUAUCAUGAGCUUGUGGGAGGGAUUGGGGAUGCUGCGGAUAUAAAGGGAUGGCGAGAAUUUUUGGAAUCUGGCAGUCUUCCCGGCUCUCCAUCAGGCCAGUCACUACAGCAACCACAACCGCCGCAGACCGAAGAGCACUCAGAUUCAGAGCGAAUGUCGGAGUGA
This is a messenger RNA of Fimicolochytrium jonesii, 1152 nucleotides long. Its product is annotated as Mis12 protein-domain-containing protein. Lineage: Eukaryota; Fungi; Chytridiomycota; Chytridiomycetes; Spizellomycetales; Powellomycetaceae. The transcript has 3 exons. Gene Ontology annotation, biological process: mitotic sister chromatid segregation; protein localization to kinetochore; mitotic cell cycle. The record is from RefSeq and is a predicted model, not a curated record. Gene Ontology annotation, cellular component: nucleus; chromosome, centromeric region. Bases 1 to 1152 code for a protein of 383 amino acids.